This is a messenger RNA of Fusarium sp. VM40, 1845 nucleotides long. NCBI's taxonomy places the organism in Eukaryota, Fungi, Ascomycota, Sordariomycetes, Hypocreales, Nectriaceae. The record is from the annotation of a GenBank genome assembly.
AUGGAUGAGUUCCUCGCAACAGUUGGCGUUCAGGCCAUGAGAUAUGCCAUCCGCUCUGGUAUCGCCCUAACAUCGUCCUACGCCAUCGGCCAAUGCUCGCGGCUCCUCAAGUCGGUCGAAGACAAGGCAGUCCAUGAUGAACUCAAAUCCUUACGAAACCUGCUCGAUUGUAAGAUCAAGAUCAUCUCACCAGCAAUAGACUUGAUCGAGUUCAAAUCAGGACGAGGAAACAUAUUCCUCGAAUCAGCCGCUCCCCUUGCGAGAUCAUUGCAUAAGGACAUUGUUUCACUUGGGCGUCGCAUAGAGGCAACCACUGCUAUAUAUUCAAAUUCGAAUGGCAACCAUGCUCAGACACAGUCAUCGCCUGUCAGUCGUGAGAAGCUACUGGCUGUCGUCACUGGAAUAAAAGCCCUGCUGGACAGAAUAGACCGCGAAAUUCCCCUUCUUCAGUUGGCCAUUACGGCAUCUGGGGAAAGUCUUUCGACAUCUUUGCCCGCUGGUAUAUCGCCGUCCCGACUGCUGCAGGCCAGCACGCUACUCACCAUUGGUGAUACACAAUUCACUCAGGAUCCUGCGAGGCCAGUCCAGAUUGGUCCAUCAUUCACUCUAUCACUUUACAUGUUAUUUCUCGGCCAUGCAUCUGCACCGGUGUCACACGGCUCCUCUCAAAUUGCCACAGUUUCUACUGAUAUUCUGUCUUCGAAUCCUUUUAGCGAGGGGAGUUCCUAUGGCUUGGGAGAAGGGGACCGAAAACCGUUGUGGCAGGAAGUCUUGCACAAAGCCCGUGUCCGCAUAUGUAGAGUUCGAAGAGACUUCUACUUUGACAGCAGGCAAGGGUUUCGCGCCAAGCCACUGAAAGACUGUGCACUUCCUCUUCCAAUUCCUGAUGCAACCGGCGGCGGAGAGUACGCUUACCAUUUGGAAAUUAUUGAAGAUCUCGACGACGGCCGCGUCCAUGACGAAGACGAGCAUAAGACGGAGUCGUACGAUGACAUCUCACGAGCAGGUAUUCGCGAAUCUAUACCGGUGCACCAGUUGUCCAAGAUCUUCUAUACAGACACAGGCAGAAUUCUGAACAUAGGUUCCGCUACCGACAGCGAGCAAAGACCAGUCUUGCUCUUGAAACGAGAUGCGCAGGCCUUAGCCCCCCGACAGGUAGCUGAUGAUAUUGACGGAUUCCUCGACGAGCUUAAUGGCGAAAGUGAGAGUGAAGUAUUGGACUUGAUCGGCACUGAAGAUGACCAAGCUGAUAUCGACAAGCAACUUCUAGAGGAGUUUGGUCGUCCCGCGGUCAACGAUAGUAAAAUUGUCGCCUCGACCGACUGUUUCAAAUGGAAAUUCCCGGCGCAUCUUGACCCUGAGUGGAUUGCUCUCGAGGUGUUUGAGGAUGACGAUGAUGAUGCUGAAGAGGGCGAGGACGAUGACUCCUCGGAUUCAAGAAGCCUGGAUCAACCAAGAGAGGCGAUUUCAAAGCCGGGCACUCCUCGUGACAGGAGAUCGCUGGAUUCGAACGUGGUCGAUCAAAUCAAGAGGCUUUCGCUGAGCAAUUCCGAGAAACAAGACUCUCUGCAAGCUGCCACAUCAGCCGAAACAGAGAACUUUGUCGCUCGGUCCCCAUUCGGCGGAAUUACAACUUCUUUAUCGCUAAUGGAGAUGCUCAUACGGCUGGCUAGUCUCCAGGAAUUUCAACAAACGUCUCAUCUGUCUAUCCCCGACCACAUCCUGACAUUUUUCCUGGAGGAGACAUCUACCACGGGAUUGAUUGGCGAAACCCAAUGGAGAGCCCGCAGCGAGGCAAAGCGGCGCAUGGGAUUUGACCCCUAUACCGAUGAGCAAGCAAGGUAG